This is a messenger RNA of Scomber japonicus (chub mackerel), 509 nucleotides long. It is a transcript of the gene admb, whose product is annotated as adrenomedullin b. The transcript has 3 exons. The record is from RefSeq and is a predicted model, not a curated record. Gene Ontology annotation, biological process: adrenomedullin receptor signaling pathway; adenylate cyclase-activating G protein-coupled receptor signaling pathway; regulation of systemic arterial blood pressure. Gene Ontology annotation, molecular function: hormone activity; adrenomedullin receptor binding. Bases 9 to 509 code for a protein of 166 amino acids. Gene Ontology annotation, cellular component: extracellular region. Lineage: Eukaryota; Metazoa; Chordata; Actinopteri; Scombriformes; Scombridae.
CAGCCAAAAUGAAAUUAGCCCUGCACACUGUCAUCUGCUGCUGUGUUUUCACCACCGUCCUGCCACUGGUAAAAGGUGCCACAGGCGACUUCAACAGCAGCCUGAAAAAAAGGUUCAGAGUAUGGCUGCAGAGUCGUAUGAGGAGAGACCUGCGCAGUGACGAGUACUCUGACAUCCACAUCAGACCACAGCAGGACGGAAAUGCAGAAACUGUCUCAGUCUCAUCAAGCUUUGGGUUGAAUAUCAGACCCAGGAGAUCAAUGCCACCCAAAUCCGGCUGCGUCCUAUUCACAUGCUCAUACCACGACCUGAUAUACCGACUGCACCAGAUUAACCAGGAAAAAGAGCCCAACGCCCCUCCCAAAAAGAUCAGCCCAAAAGGCUACGGACGCCGACGCCGCUCGCUUGGGGACGUCGCCCGACUCGCCCUCCCGACGGGAAGACAGAGAUGGAGCACCGAAGCUGGUCAGCGAGUCUACAGACACAAACGCACAGGCACAGUGGCCUAA